AGAGAGAGAGAGAGAGAGAGAGAGAGAGUGAGUGCGUGCGUGCGUGCGUGUGUGUGUGUGUGUGUCCACAGCUGUCAACCUCAUCUGACACGAAGAUGAUGUAACCAAUACAACGUUACCCAAAAUGGCGGAACACCGAGAAGGCCAGGGGGAUGCAGACAGUGAAGGUGAGGCCUAUGAGGUUGUGGACUUGACAGAGUAUGCGCGCAGUCACCAGUGGUGGAGCAGAGUUUUUGGGAGUAACUCUGGCCCUAUUGCAGAGAAGUACUCUGUGGCCACUCAGAUCAUGAUGGGUGGGGUCACUGGCUGGUGCGCUGGAUAUCUUUUUCAAAGGGUGGGGAAAAUAGCUGCUACUGCAGUAGGUGGAGGGUUUCUCUUACUGCAGAUUGCAAAUCACAGUGGCUAUGUGCAAGUUGACUGGAAGAAAGUGGAGAAAGAUGUAAACAAAGCCAAGCGACAUUUGAAGAAGAAGGCCAACAAAGCAGUCCCUGAAAUAAACACCUUCAUUGAGGAGGCUACAGAGUUUGUCAAGAGGAACAUUGUGCUGUCCAGUGGGUUUGUUGGCGGAUUCUUGUUGGGUGUUGCCUCCUGAGCCAAACUGUUACAGGCCUGUGAAACAGAACUACACUAAUGCUGUGAGAAUGUGUCUCCUGUGAACCUCUGGAAGCUCUACUGUACUCUCAUGUUGCCAAUUGAUUAAUGAGUCUGCAAGACUGUCAGUCUUACAUAUUAAGUGAUGUUUGGAUUCCAUGCUGAAAUGGACGUGGAGGUUUAUCUUUAACUACAGCUCAUGUUUCCAUUCAACACGUUGACAAACAUGGACACACCCCCGGUCUUUAAUAUUAUGAUGUGCAAUUGUACUUGUCAUCAUACCAUCAUAUAUAUGUAUAUAUUACAGGCAUCUGAAGAGAGAAGAGAAAGUAAAUGUCAAAGGAUCACAUAAAAGUAAACAGUAAUUGUAACUUCUAAGUUAUUCCUUAUUUAACAGUGCAGAUGUUACGUAUUGUUACUACAAGAAAUGUGUUACUGUUUGUUUUAUGUAUUAUUUCUUAAGUUAAAUAAUGUCAUACCUUUUUCUACUAAUAUCUCUAUGUACUGUAUAGUGAUCACAUUUAUACGGGUACUUGAUACAUAGUCAAUAAAUAUAAUUUCUGCGCUCUUA
Messenger RNA from Colossoma macropomum (tambaqui), 1162 nucleotides. RefSeq names its product FUN14 domain-containing protein 1. The transcript is spliced from 5 exons. Gene Ontology annotation, biological process: autophagy of mitochondrion. The record is from RefSeq and is a predicted model, not a curated record. The coding region runs from base 125 to 592 and encodes 155 amino acids. NCBI's taxonomy places the organism in Eukaryota, Metazoa, Chordata, Actinopteri, Characiformes, Serrasalmidae. Gene Ontology annotation, cellular component: mitochondrial outer membrane.